CUGCCGCCCACGAACCCCGUCUCUUCGGAUGAGUUGAUCACCUGUAAGCAUUUCCAUCGCCUUGCUGCAUGUCGAACAACAUCGACACAUUAGUCUGCUCCAGCACAAUUCGCCCGGACAGAGAUGAUUACGGCGAUGGCUGACUUCCUUUCGCCAUGCUGUAAUGGCUACGAAUAGCACUGAUGCGCAGGGAAAAGCACCUCGCGCCAGUCAGAGCCAGGAAGAGGUUCCCAAGGUCGCACGCGCAUCAAGGAUUUCCCGAGCCUGCGUCAGGUGUCGGGCGAGAAAAGAUCGAUGCGAUGGCGUCCAACCUCAGUGUUCGAACUGCGUCACGGCGGGACAGCCAUGCUUGUAUCUCGCAGCAAACAAGAAGAGGGGGCUUCCUGAAGGAUACGUGCGAGGACUGGAGAAAUUAUGGGCCAUUGUCAUGCAGACCGUCGAAGGCCUAGAAGAUGCCACGCAACGAAUAAUCGCCGAAAACGAGGAUGAGCUCUUGCGACUAUGGAAUCAUCACAGACAUGGCGAGGAUCUACACAAGACCUGGAAAGAAUCAACCGUGCUCUCAGAGCUGGAAAGAUUGUUAUCCAGGCUGGAAGAGCAUCAAUCAUCCAACCUCAAACGAAAAAGGGAUAGGGAGGACAAUGAAGAGAACGACAGCUCUUCCCUCAGCAUGCCUCCUAACCUUGGUUCUGUUGGUUCUGCAGCCUUGACACCUCGGUUUCGAACUGUAGAGUCAUCCGACGAUGCUCCAUAUGCUGAUGUGCAAGAGUCAGCCCCUCCACAUAUGUUUGCGCAAGGUCUUCCAGGCCAACGGUUAUCGACAGGAGCGGAUGCGGAACUCUCGCGCCUCCCAGAUGCGAUGUCAAGCUUGCUCACUCACUACUUCACUUACACACAUUGCUGGUUUCCUAUCUUGGACAGAGCACACACUCUCAAAAAGUUCUAUGAACAUACACGAUCUCAUAAUCCAACCCCUGCAGGAAAUUCAGAUCUUGCCUACCUGUGGGCAAUAUGUGCCUAUUGUACACAACAGAGAAGCUCUCUGGCGGACAGAGAUGCCGACGUCGACACGAUGCGUAGGAAGGCACGCCGUUGCAUACCGUCGGACGAUGGCCCUUUCGCGCUCGGUCAUACGCAGGCUCUCGUGAUUCUUGUGUUGCUUGAGAUCGGCAUGGGCAAUUGGACUUCCGCCUGGAUCCUCAUAGGCCUCGCUGUCAGGGCUUUACUGGAUGUGAUCGAUUCUGGGGGAAUGUUACAAGCAAAGCAGUCCACCGAGCCAGCGCGCGAGCAGAGUUGGACAGGCACUUUCCAGGCAUGCUUCAUCUUGGACACAUUGAUAUGCAUGCGACUGAGACGGCCGGCUCACUUGCGCAAAGAACACCUUGAGCCUGGGCAGCUGCUCGCAGAAGACGGUCUUGAGGAGUGGGGCCCUUGGAAUGGGGAUACAAUCGACUUACCUGUGGAUCCUGAGCCUGCGUUCAUCAAGAGCUGUUUCAAUAGACUGACGGAAACUUUCAUGCUUGCAAACGAUGUGUUACCGGCGGAAAGAGUGGCUGGCCUACAGCGGCUCAGCGACGCCUACCCUUUCCAAAUCUCGGAGAUCAAAAGGCGAGCACCCCAUCAUAUGGUCCUGCAAGCUAGUUACUUCGUGGUGGUGGCGAUCUCCUCGAGUCCCGAAACACGAGCGAAGCUCACCGCCCAAUUCGUCCGGUCACUGGAUGUGUUUCACAAUGCGUGGUCAGAAGCGGCUGGUAUUCCAGCAAUUCUCACAGCAUUGUUUCACACAAUCAACGUUGCGUUAGAUAUUCCUAGGGCGGUUCAAUCACUUUAUUCAUCUAGGCGACAUGAUGAAGUCCUCCCCAGGCUAGCGAUGAUCUGGCCUGGCUUCAAGCCGUUUGAAGAGGAUGUCACCAGCGGAUCCCAGCGGUCGGCGGCCAGUGCUGGCGUGAGCCUUGAUGACUCUGUUCCGAAUCGAGGCCAACAACCACAAUACCACCUGUCCCUCCCUUUCCCAUCGACAGGUGGAGCCCUGUACUACGACAAGGUGGAUGCGCCAAUUGUGGCGUCGAAUGCGGGAGAUCUCCAAGCAGGUGAAUUCCACGACCUUUCGGCUUAUAGGGCCAUGGAUCCACUGCUGCACCAUCCGCCAGUGGUAGUUGACUACGGAUUCGUGAAUGCUGAGGUACCAGAUCAGCCGCAGCCAGCUAAUGCCAACUGGGCAAAUUCGAGUAUGCGACAGGGCACCGUGGUCGGAACGGCAACCUCUCCGAGCUUUGAUGGGGAUGAAAUCGACGCAUUAUUUGAUGAGAUGGCCCAACUCGACACAACUGAAUGGUCUACUGAUAGGAUGCAAGGGCUCAGAGAUUUCGGAUUUGCAGACGAGAGCACUUUUGAAGCUUUCUGCAACGAUCCGGACCGUCUCAUACUAUCAAACGGCUAUGCCGCUCCGACAUUUGGAUAUCGCACCAACACGUUCGCCCACGAUGCGCAAGCUACAAUCUCCACGGAACUGGACAAUCAAAUACCUGACACAAUCUCCCAAAUGAACCCAUUCGAAAUCCCGAACAAUAAUUGGCGACCGCAAAGCUGAGGCACAUCGUUUGAUCAUUACCACUGGUGAUACAACUACAUUUCCGUGCAGGAUCUCGCGCAGAAACAAUU
Exophiala viscosa is the source of this 2661-nucleotide messenger RNA. Its product is annotated as fungal-specific transcription factor domain-containing protein. The transcript is spliced from 2 exons. Lineage: Eukaryota; Fungi; Ascomycota; Eurotiomycetes; Chaetothyriales; Herpotrichiellaceae. Bases 164 to 2590 code for a protein of 808 amino acids. Gene Ontology annotation, molecular function: zinc ion binding; DNA-binding transcription factor activity, RNA polymerase II-specific; DNA binding. Gene Ontology annotation, biological process: positive regulation of transcription by RNA polymerase II; DNA-templated transcription. The record is from RefSeq and is a predicted model, not a curated record.